Messenger RNA from Diabrotica virgifera virgifera (western corn rootworm), 4822 nucleotides. RefSeq lists its product as uncharacterized. The transcript has 11 exons. The record is from RefSeq and is a predicted model, not a curated record. Bases 129 to 2657 code for a protein of 842 amino acids. NCBI's taxonomy places the organism in Eukaryota, Metazoa, Arthropoda, Insecta, Coleoptera, Chrysomelidae.
GGCCUGGUUUUGCGACAGUCUUCAACCGUUCUUCCACGGUCAGUGCUGACGGUACUACGGAACCUGAUACAAACGACAGGUGCGAAGAAUUCUACUCGUUGAUGUUUAGUUUUUAACGACUGACUCUUAUGUGCGCGAUGGGUACUUUAAAAGGAAUUUCGGACAUUAGGGAAAUAAUGUGGUUAUUAUUUAUUGGAAUAUCUUUAGUACAAGAAUCCUUUGGACAAUCGUCAGCGGCAUGUAGGUUUCCUGGAGCACCAGCACAUUCAUCUGUUGUUUUUUCAGAUGAAGAUCUGGGCCCAGGUUGUGUCGCUACAUAUUCGUGUGAACGAGGUUUUGAACUAUUAGGUCCCUCUCGAAGGGUGUGCCAAAAUGGUUUAUGGAUGCCAGAGGGUAUACCGUUUUGUGUUUUGAACGUGGCAGCUGGUAAAGCUCCAAUGCAGGUCAGCACAGAAUCUGGGGGAAUACCACAGAAAGCUAUAGACGGAAGCACGAGUGCAUUUUUCAGCAGCGACAGUUGUACCCUAACAAAACCUGAGCGGUCACCUUGGUGGUACGUUAAUCUUUUGGAACCGUACAUGGUACAAUUGGUUCGACUAGAUUUUGGAAAACCAUGUUGUGGAAACAAGAAGCCAGCUACUAUAAUCGUCAGGGUUGGUAACAACCGACCAGACUUAGGAACAAAUCCGAUCUGCAACAGAUUCACCGGAUUUGUGGAAGAAGGUCAACCGUUGUUCCUUCCUUGCAAUCCACCAAUGCCUGGAGCAUUUGUUAGCGUCCACCUGGAAGCUCCCACUCCAAGCCAGCUCUCAAUUUGUGAGGCGUUUGUUUACACCGAUCAAGCGUUACCAAUUGAACGUUGUCCACAAUUUCGGGAUCAACCUCCAGGUAGUACAGCCACAUACAACGGAAAAUGCUACAUAUUUUACAACAGACAGCCUCUCCACUUCCGAGACGCCCUUUCCUUUUGUCGGUCCAGAGGAGGCACAUUAGUAGAUGAAAGUAAUCCUGCUCUUCAGGGUUUCAUUAGCUGGGAACUUUGGAGAAGGCACAGAAGUGAUGCUAGCGGACAGUACUGGAUGGGAGCUCUGAGAGACGCUGAUACCCGUGGUUGGAAAUGGUUGACAGGAGAAGAUGUUACUGUAUCGUUCUGGAAUUUACCAGUUGGCAAUGGCGAAUGUUCAAGAUAUGAUGGUACUAAGGGGUGGCUAUGGUCGGAUACCGAUUGUGGAAUGAGACUUAAUUAUAUUUGUCAACACCAACCCAAAGCUUGUGGUCGUCCAGAACAACCACCUAAUUCUACAAUGGUCGCACCAAAUUUCAACGUAGGAUCAACAAUAGAGUACACUUGCGAUGACGGACAUCUUCUUGUUGGCCCAACCAGUCGAGUUUGUUUAGAAACUGGAUUCUAUAACGAAUUUCCACCAGUUUGUAAAAGAAUUCAAUGUGGUUAUCCAGCGGAUAUUGCCAAUGGAGAAUACAAUUUGGUAAACGACAGCGUUGGAUAUUUAUCCAGAGUGAUCUACUCGUGCGAUGAAGGAUACGAAAUGAUCGGACGUGCUCAAUUGGCGUGCGAUAUCGACGAAAGAUGGAACGGCCCUCCGCCACGAUGUGAAGCAUUGCAAUGUGAGCCUCCAAUAGAAAUUGCUAAUGGAGUGGUUGAUAUUUCCAAUGGAACGAGUUAUGGCUCCAGUAUUCAGUACAGUUGCAGUAAUGGAUUUAUCAUGGAAGGACAAUCAAUUUUAACGUGUUUGGCUAAUGGGCAGUACGAUCACACUCCGCCAGCAUGUGAAAUGCCAACAACUACAACACUUCACCUCCCAGAACCGACAAAAACAACAAAACGUCCAUCUUCAGUAACAAGCACAAUAGCAACAUCAACAACAAGACCUAGGACCAGAGCAACACGUCCACCUCCGACUACCAUUCGCGGUGUUGAGUUAACCAAGGGAACCAAUAGGACACGAAGACCCUAUACCAGGCCAACUACGGAAUCCACAACACAAAUGUCGUCAUCAAUACCGCCGUCCAUAAUAGUAGCUGGCCAUCCGCAAGAUAACGAAAUAGCUGGCAGUUCAAAUAUUCAACAUGCAGAAACUCCGAACGUUAACGUGCCAUUAUCCAUUGAUGGUGAGAGAAAAGAGCCUUUCGGAGCCAAAUUGAAUUUGGGAGCCAUUAUUGCGUUAGGGGCAUUCGGAGGAUUUAUAUUUUUAGCGGCUAUUAUUACUACAAUAGUUAUUUUAGUAAGAAGAAACCAAAGUGCCAAACAUUACCGUCAUCGAGCUUCCCCUGACUGUAACACAGUAGCCUCCUUUGAUUCUUCCAGCUCGGAAUCUCGUAAUGGAGGUCUUAACCGUUAUUACCGACAAGCCUGGGAAAAUCUCCACGAGUCUGCUGGCUCCAAAGCUGGUUUGCGCGUAGCCAAUGCCUCCAAUCACUCCCCACUGCGUAGAAAAGAAACCCUCGAUGAACCUUAUCGGACCGAGCGACAUCGGGAUGGAUCUGAAAUGGUAGUAUCUGACGUGUAUAGUGCUAAAGGUGCAGAAAAAAAGAGGCAUCACCAUCAUCACCACCACCACGAAGGUAGACCACACAAAGAGGGAAGGGAAUGGCGCGAUUCGCGACCUCCUCCUCACAGAGAGCAUAAGAGAUAUUGACAACCUUGCAUGGUAAUCACAGUACAAUACGAAGAGUAACUUUUAUCCUUUUGAACUGCUUCUUAGUGAAGUGUUGUGAACUCGACAUGACUGUUUAUGGUUCCACUGACGGAACAAAAAAAACAAGGUGUAAUUCAUCCUAGACUGUUGCAAAUAUAAUUAUUACUUAAGUACUUCUUUAAAAGGUACUUACAGUAUUAACUAGGAGUAUAUAAUAAAGUAAAAAAGCUAUUCUAAAAUUUGGCGUAGAUAUCAUUGUAAUUCUUUUUCUAUUCCGAUUUCAAAUAUUAUUAUGAUGUCGAGUUAAAUCGGCACCAUAUAAAAAACUUUUUUAUUUUUAGUUUUUUGGUACUGUAUGUUCUAAAACCUAAAAUGCAAUCAUCAAAUACUAAUUUUUUUCAGCCAUAUGUGGAUAUUCUAACUCUUACAUAAAAGUCAUACUUUUUGACAAAAUGCGUAUAUGUAUGACUAAUAACAUUUAAUAUAUAAUGAUAAUUGUAUUCUAGGUUUUAACCUUCGGAGUACGAAGACUGGGUCAAGCGUGACCCGAAAUUCACUUAUUUCUUAAUAUUUUAUGAAAUAAUUUUUUUACAAAUCCGAUUGAUCGUAAGUUCUCCUUAUUUGUUUCAAUCUAUUUUUUCGUAUAUAAUUCGUGAACAUGCAAAUUACAGUUUUUCCUCUACGUAACAUCUAUGAUGCCGGGUCACUCCUGACCCGGUCUUCGGAUUUCGAAAAAUAUUUUUAAUAUGUUUUUAGGUACACGUAAAUCGCAGCCGUCUCUGUUUACGGGUAUACGUAUUCAAAUAUAUGGCCGGAGCGAAUUUACCUAUGCCCGUUUUCUGUAAGGUAUUAAAAUCUGGCCGCCGGAGCGAACUAGUAUAUACCCAUGGGAAACCAUCUUAAAAAAUUUAAAUACAAUAAUUUAGGAUUAUAAUUGUUAUGUUUGUUUGUUUUUUGUUGAAUUAAAGAUACUGUUUAUUAAUACUGACUAUUUAAAACAUCCUUAUAAAUAAAUUGAGAAUGGGUCACGCUUGACCCAUCUUCGUAAUCUAAGUAAGUCAAAUAAUCUCCGUACUCCGAAGGUUAAAGUAUGUAUAACUAAUUAUACAGGGUGUCCUAAAAAUUAGCGGGACGGUCGAUUAUUUCACGAAAUGAAAAUCGCAUUGAAAAACUGAAAAAUACGUGUUGAAAAUUUUUCAAAAAUCUAUCAAAUGACACCAAACACUACCCCCCACUCCACCCCCUGAAGGUGGAGUGGGGAGUAACUUUAAAAUAUUAAAUAGGAACCCUCAUUUUUUAUUGUGGAUUUGGAUUUCUUAUGAAAAAAUAAGCAACACUUAUUCAAGACAUUUUUUAGAAUUUUUGAUAGAUGGCAAUAGAUUAUCGGAAAAAUACUAUUUGUUAGCGCCAUCUCUUAACAAUUCUAAUAAAUGUUACUUAUUUUUUCACGAGGAAUCCAAAUCUGCAACAAAUUCAGAUUUGGAAAAAAUAGGGUUGUUCCUAUUUAAAAUUUUAAAGUUCUUCCUUACCACACCUCCAUGGGAUGUAGUUAGGAGUUUCUUGUUUGGUGUCAUUCGAUAGAAUUUUGAAAAAAUAUUAAAAAUCUGUUUUUGGUUUUCCAUUCGGAAGUGUAUUAGAAUUAGUGUAUUAAUUUACUUAGAAUAUAACGAUAAAGUAUAACUAACGAUGGAAACGAUGGUAACUGUGAAGCAGAAGUUCGGAGACGUAUUGGUAUGGCAAAAAAUGCGAUGAGUCGCCUAACUAAAGAUAGGAAAGACAGAUCUAUCUCUAAAAAUAUCAAGAUGAGACUGGUGAAUGCCCUUGUAUUCUCAAUAUUUCUAUACGGAGCAGAGAUUUGGACUCUUCGCGCAUGCGAGCGCCAAAAAAAAAAUGAUGCCUUUGAGAUGUGGUGCUGGAGAAGAAUGCUGGGCAUACCUUGGACAGCUCAUAGGACAAAUGUUUCCAUUCUAAACCAACUCAAUAUUAAAAAAAAGGCUGUCCAUAAUAUCAACGAAUUCUGCAAUUCUUUGGUCAUGUGGUUCGCAGAGGUGACGACAGUUUGGAGAGAUUAAUUGUUUCUGGAAACGUCCCGGGGAGAAGAAAAAGAGGACGAUCACCAACUAGAUGGUCUGACCAAAUAAAGCAUUCAGCUGGAAACUCAUUCU